AUGCGUGACGUUGCUGUAAUUCUAAUGGAAGCGAGAACAGGUAGAGAAAAACAAAGAUAUACCGAAGGAAAGACACGGCAGGUUGCGGGAUGUGUGCCAGUAAACAAGCAAACAAGACAAGUCUUACUAGUAACUCAACGAAAGAAGAGUGGUUGGGUGUUGCCAAAGGGUGGUUGGGAAAAUGACGAAUCGCAACAAGAAGCAGCGGUGAGAGAGACUUAUGAAGAAGGUACGGUACAACCUCCGUCACUGAGGGGGGACAUAGUCCCGAUUACUCUAUCGAAAUACUCGUUCAAUUUGUCAUCCUUCUUAUCGUCUUUCGUUUUUCUUUUCCGUCCGUCAUUAUUGGCAGCCGGGGCAAAAGGAAGAGUAACACAUUUCCUAGGACAAUGGGAUUCCCUCACAAUAAACAACGCCACCGGUUGUCCAAAAAAGAUGUUUCUCUUUUUCGAAAUGGAGGUUGAUUCUGUAGAAGACAAGUGGCCUGAAAUGCAAGAGAGAAACAGAGCAUGGUUCGCUUACGAAGAGGCAGUAAAGAUGAUUGGAGAGCCGUACAUGCGAGACGUAUUGAAACAAUGUUCGCUUGCGCCGCCGUCGAACCAGAACACUACCGCAUCUAUAGGAUCAACCAACGCGAUACCGUUCACUCAAUCACCACCCUUCCCGCGAGCAUUCUCAACCUCGUUGUCUCGUGCCUCUCCCGCAUUAUCAUCAUCACUCUAUCAUUAUCCACAAACGAGAUUCUCAAAAUGCGUAUCGGUUAUCGCUCGUACUGCUCCAUCCACAACCUCCUCCUCCUCCACCACCCCUACCACGUCCACUCGAUCACUCUACACGCUUAGACCUCCACCACCACCAUCACGAUCACGCCUUCCGCCAUAUUCAGGAUACGAACGAUUUUCAUCAGCCGUUCCGAUAUACCGCAAACGCAUCUUUUGGAUGUACGUUGGCGUGUUUGGCGGAUUUUUCGGGUACUACUACGUAUCUCACCUCGAGGAUGUUCCCAUAACCGGGAGAAGACGGUUCAUGAGCGUGUCGUCCAAACAGGAAGAAUACAUGGCUCAGCAGGCGUAUAAAGAGGUCAUGCACAAAUUCGGGCAUAGGAUAUUACCGGCGUGGCAUCCUGAUUCAAAAAUUGUCAAGAAAGUGGCUGAAAAGAUUAUAAAAGUUUCGCCGAUUCAACAUCUUAACUGGCAAUUUCAUGUGAUUGCUUCAGAUGAAAAGAAUGCGUUUGUUCUUCCAGGUGGCAAGGUGUUUGUGUUUACUGGUAUAUUACCGGUCACUCAGAAUGAAGAUGGAUUAGCUACUGUACUUGGACAUGAGAUUGCUCAUCAGGUUGCUAGACACAAUGCUGAAAAACUCUCAUAUGCUUUUGUUGGAAAUUGGAAUUCUAUGGAAGUGGAAGCCGACGAAAUUGGUCUUUAUCUAAUGGCUCAGGCAUGUUAUGAUCCUGCGGAAGCAACGCGUCUUUGGGAAAGGAUGGAUCGUUUACAACGGCAGUCUCCUCCACAAUUCCUCAGCACUCAUCCCUCACACAAAACGAGGCAGAAAAAGAUACGAGAAUGGUUGCCCAAGGCUCAUCAAUUGCAAGAACAAAGUGAUUGUCAGCAUGAAAUAGAUGAAUUCGCUUAUGCGAUUAAACAACUAAGACCACAAUGGGUAUCAUGGUAA
Molecule: messenger RNA, 1671 nt
Organism: Paraglomus occultum
Lineage: Eukaryota; Fungi; Glomeromycota; Glomeromycetes; Paraglomerales; Paraglomeraceae
Source: the annotation of a GenBank genome assembly